AUGAGGAGAGUUGCGGCAAGCCAAAGCGUUGUGGCUAUCGCUGGUGGAUCUGGUGCUGGCUGGCUUUUGCCGCUAAUUGAAGCGUUCCUGCGGCAGGAUGAGCAUCAGGCUGCAGUGAGCGCAACAGACCCGCACCGCGACGGCGACGAAGAUGUCAACAGGAAAGCUGCGAUGAAAGUGAUACUAGCGACAAGAGAUUCGCUGACCAGGAAUUGGUUCGAGCAGGCCGUCAUGGAGCUAAUAGCGAACAAGCUGAGCGGAUGUCGCUAUGACGAAUUGAGCGUGGACAUCUACUACACCGGUAAGGAGGAGGAGCAUAAUAGUGCCAUCGAAAACCCGAGCAGAUUGGAAGAGAAGUCCCAAGUUUCGAGUGAGAGUGUUGGCUCAGGGACGAAAGCGUUGUCGACAGAUGUACGUCGCUCAGAGGAAGCCGCAUCAGACACCAUCCAGACUGCGCUCACCCCGAAGCAUGUAUCGCAACGACCAGACCUUUCAGCCAUCAUCGCCGACGCAGCAGAGUACGGAACUGAAAGUACGUCUGUACUGGUAUGCGGCCCGUUGAGUAUGCAGAGCGAUGUGUCGAACGCUGUUGCUCGUGCGCAGAUCGGUGGCAUGAAGGAUGGGAAACGGGAUGUGUAUCUGCACAUGGAACACUUUUCGUGGGCUUAA
Molecule: messenger RNA, 669 nt
Organism: Alternaria hordeiaustralica
Lineage: Eukaryota; Fungi; Ascomycota; Dothideomycetes; Pleosporales; Pleosporaceae
Exons: 1
Coding region: 1-669 (222 amino acids)
Biological process (GO): intracellular iron ion homeostasis; iron ion transport; copper ion import
Cellular component (GO): plasma membrane
Molecular function (GO): ferric-chelate reductase activity
Source: RefSeq, a predicted model, not a curated record